Exophiala mesophila is the source of this 1289-nucleotide messenger RNA. RefSeq lists its product as uncharacterized. The record is from RefSeq and is a predicted model, not a curated record. Bases 453 to 953 code for a protein of 166 amino acids. The transcript has 2 exons. Lineage: Eukaryota; Fungi; Ascomycota; Eurotiomycetes; Chaetothyriales; Herpotrichiellaceae.
GUUCAACUGAACCAUACACGCUCAGUUUCUGCCAGCCUGAUGGAUCCCACGCUACUCUCUCACUCUCACCGUCACUCUCGCCUACUCGCAUCCACACCCGCAGCCUGAGCCUGGUCUCCAGUGCCAUGACUUCCUCUCCAGCCACUUUAAUUCAUUGCACAGCGGUCUGAGGUUUUCGAUAGAAGAAAUUCUAUCUGCUCCUGACUCGCCUUUGACAAUGUGAAUCAGUGGUCCUUGUCCAUCGUUGCACUCGCCUUGGACGUCUUGCCAACGACACGGAAUUCGCUGUAUCUCCUGAUCAAAAGGCUCAAUAGCACCAGUUGAUCCAUGCCCACGACGCCUUGAAUACACCCACCUGCCUACAAACCUACCGCUUACCAGCCUAUCCCUCUCCACUUUAUACUUGGUCCUCACCAGCCAACACCCCAAAAUAAACCUUGAUUCCUUCCAGCAUGGGCUUCUGGAACGACGGAAUCCGCGAUCGAAGUCCGUCGCGCUCGCCGUCACGACGCAGCCACUACUCUUCACGACCGUCAUAUGCGCGAAGUGCCUCGUCAUUCUUCUCCCUGGGCGGAGGUAGUGGCAAUGGCUCCUACUUUUCGUCAUCAAAGGGCCACUCGAGAGCGAAGCCUCGCGGCGGAUUCAUCAACCGAGUCCGUCGAUUCCUCAGACAAAUAUAUUCAUACAUGCGACGGAACCCAGUCAAGGUGUUUUUCCUCGUCAUCAUGCCCCUCAUCACUGGAGGUGCCUUGACCAGAUUACUUGCCACCGUCGGCGUGCGCCUACCGCGCAGUUUGGAGAAUCUGGUCGGAGGUUCUAGAGGCGGUGCUGAUCGGUUUUAUGCUAGAGGUGGUGCCAGAGAUUUUGUCUCUGGAAGUGCAUUGCCUGGCAUGGGCGGCGGCAUCGGUGAAAGUAUUGGUGGGUUGAUGAAUUUGGCCAAAAUGUUCAUCUAGUUGGUGGUCUUGAAAGGUCAACCAUGCUUGAACUGGUUCUUCUCUCUUGUAUUUGUUCCACAGUCCAUGCCUUGGAAGCAAUCCUGAGAGAGUCUGCUCUUCAUUGGACGCUUCGCUUCGGCUUGGGUACAUAUGGGGCACCGCUGUGCUCCUAACCUGUAACAUGAUACCAGCCAGAUGGCCACUAGCAAUUCUUCUAUUGCCGAUUCUAUCCAAUGCAAAAUCAUACAUCUGGGCUGUAGCCUGUAGACCCAUUUUUCAAGGUGUCUGGCUAUUUGCGACUUUUUUCCUUCUUGCUCCUUUUCUUCACUCCAGAUGAAGUAUUGCCAAAUUCCG